This is a messenger RNA of Pseudopipra pipra, 3755 nucleotides long. It is a transcript of the gene HOXA11, whose product is annotated as homeobox A11. The transcript is spliced from 2 exons. The coding region runs from base 562 to 1464 and encodes 300 amino acids. The record is from RefSeq and is a predicted model, not a curated record. Gene Ontology annotation, cellular component: nucleus. Gene Ontology annotation, molecular function: RNA polymerase II cis-regulatory region sequence-specific DNA binding; DNA-binding transcription factor activity, RNA polymerase II-specific. Gene Ontology annotation, biological process: anatomical structure development; regulation of transcription by RNA polymerase II. Lineage: Eukaryota; Metazoa; Chordata; Aves; Passeriformes; Pipridae.
AGGAAAAAAAAAAAAGAAAAAAAAAAAAAGGACGUUUUCUUCAGGAGCGUUUCCUCCUCGGAAGUAGCUUUCCAGAAGAAACCGUGCGUGCAUCUCUACGGUGCCCUCCUUCUCAGAGCCUUCCAGCGAGCCGCCGAACGCCCCAGCAAGCCCACAAACAAACAGAAAGGUCUCACCUAACCCCGGGGGGGAUUGAUAAGCCUCUCUGCUCCAGAGCCAGAGGGUGCCAGGGGCCGGGCGGCUAUGUCUGGGGCAGUGGCAGGGCGGCUGUGUGUCCCCCAGGGCUCCCCCCCGGCCAACCUGCGCUCGGCUCGCCCCUGGGAGCUGGCGACGAGCUGUUGCUUUCCCCCGCGACGGCCACAAAGGGAGCGGGGCCCGGGCCCGCCGCUCGUCAAUGUCAACGUCGGGCCACGUGACCGCACCUCCCUGCCGCCGCCGGGAGAGCUCUCCACGUCAGCUUACGUCUCCCCAUCUCUUACUUCACGGAUCCGCUUCAAAGGGGCAGCUGCGUUAGAGAAUCAUGUUAAGCUCAGCUAAUGCGGAGAAGCCGAGGUAGCCCUAAUGAUGGAUUUUGAUGAGCGUGUUCCUUGUUCCUCUAACAUGUAUUUGCCAAGUUGUACUUACUACGUCUCGGGUCCUGAUUUUUCCAGCCUCCCUUCUUUUUUGCCCCAAACCCCGUCUUCUCGCCCUAUGACAUACUCCUACUCCUCCAACCUACCCCAGGUCCAACCUGUGAGAGAAGUUACCUUCAGGGAAUAUGCCAUUGAUCCCUCCAGUAAAUGGCACCCCAGGAACAAUCUGCCCCACUGCUACUCCGCAGAGGAGAUCAUGCACAGAGACUGCCUGCCUGCCACCAACACUGCUAGCAUGGGCGAGAUGUUCGGCAAAAACACAGCUAACGUCUACCACCCCAGCACCAACGUCUCCUCCAAUUUCUAUAGCACUGUGGGCAGGAACGGGGUCCUACCCCAGGCUUUCGACCAAUUUUUCGAGACGGCUUAUGGCACAGCGGAAAACCUGGCCUCGGCGGACUACUCGGUAGACAAGAGUGGCGAGAAGGCGCCCGCGGCCGCCGGGGCGGCGGCGGCGGCAACUUCAAGUUCGGAGGGCGGCUGCGGCAGGGCGGCGGCGGCGGCGGCGGCGGCGGAGAAGGAGAGGCGGAGGCGGCCGGAGAGCAGCAGCAGCCCCGAGUCAUCUUCCGGCAACAAUGAGGAGAAAUCCGGCAGUUCCAGUGGACAACGUACGCGUAAAAAGAGAUGCCCAUACACCAAAUAUCAGAUUAGAGAGUUAGAAAGGGAAUUCUUCUUCAGUGUCUACAUAAACAAAGAGAAACGCCUCCAGCUCUCCCGAAUGCUCAAUCUGACCGACCGCCAAGUCAAAAUAUGGUUUCAGAACAGAAGAAUGAAAGAAAAAAAAAUUAACAGGGACCGAUUACAAUAUUACUCAGCUAAUCCACUACUUUAAAACUCAUAGUGUUUUUCAAGACGAGAUUAAAUUCAGAUUUCGCCCUUGACAAGGUCAAGCCACGGGGUUAUGUGGAGGAAGGAGGUGUGUAUCUGAUAGGACUAAAAGAAUCCAAGGCUUUACACACGUGUAAGCCUAGUCUGGAACUGCAAUGAUGAUUUUUCAUAUAUAUAUUUACAUAUCAACUGGAAUCGGUUUGAUUUUGACACACAUGGGAUCCAUUUCUAAAUGCGCACGUCACCUCUGAGUGCAAAAUCCAUACCUCUUACCUUUCCAGGCGCUGCGGCUCACCCUGCCACCACUUUCGGCAGGCACAGGCGGGGACGGUACCCCUCUGUCCCUGGACUCUCCCACCCUCGGCUCUUUCUAGCCCCUGUGCUGCUGUGAAACAGCUGUCUGGAGAUUGCUAGGUCGAGCUCACCCAACCAGGACCACUGCAGAAUAUAAACUCAGAGAAAUAAUCUUUUGUUCUUCCUUAGCAGAAAAUGUCUGGGUUAGAGGCAGUGUUCCAUUGCCCACGGAUUUGAAAUGAGAAUUUAAGGACACACACACACAGACACAGAGAAUUAAAGGAAGGAGGGAUGUCAUGUCUACACCUUCCCGGGGCCAACCGCGACUAGUUGUAAUAUGGAUGUAGUGAUGGUUAUAAUAGUGUUUCCUUUGGGAGUGUGGGAUGGGGGCGAGGGAAGAAAAAGAACUAAAUGAAUGACUUAAUGAUUUACUUUUUAAAAUCAGGUAUAAAUUCGCCAUAUAUCGUAAAGUAACAAUCACGAAAAAUAAAAUUAGCAAAUUUUAAUUAGCUCUCGUUUUAUUUAUGACAACACUCUAUGCGUUGCCAUCUUUUCAGAGACAAAUCAUAUAUAAUACUAAAAAUAAAACGGCAAAAAGUGUGAAUUUCAGCGUUUUAGAAGAAACAACUCCAUAAAGCAAACUAACCUUCUGGCUUCUGGCUCACAAACUUUCUUCAGGAAAUACCUGUGGAGAACGACAGUUUAGCAAAUACCACACAACACUUAAUUGAAACUUGGAGUUGUGCAAUGCACUAACAUUGGAUCAUUAAAAUAACUUGAUCACAUGUUCGUUUAAAGGUGAUUAGUGAGGAGUUUAAACAGAAGCCAAACAAUGUAGAUAUGGUAAUUUUGUCGUUGUCUACUUUAAAUGUCAUGAGCUCUACUUUGUCGCCCAGUCGACAUAUGCAAAGAAUGGAGAGUUGUUCGGACUUAUUUUAAAUAUCUAUAAAUAUAUAUAUUUCCCUGCAGGAACCAAAGCGUGAAAAAAUGCAAUUAAAAAAAAAAAGAGAGAAAAAAAAGGAAAAUAUUUAAAAUUCUAUAUCAGUUUACAAAGGAUACAGUGUUCUAUCGUUAAGGUAAUUUGCUGUUGAGAAUAUCUGAAUGUAUAUUUCAUACAGGAACGGUGUUUUACAAGACUUGUAAAUAAUAAAUAAAAGAACCCAUGACCUAUUUUGUUCAAAUAAUUUUUCCCCCUUGGUUAGUUUUUUUGGUUUGGUUUGGUUUUUUUUUUUUUAAUUGUUCCUUUGGGGCUAAAGGGUGUGGGAUUUCUUUACAUGUGCAACAAAGUGAUGAUAAGAAUGUUUUUUGAUUAAUAAAUUUAUCAAAUGGAUGUAAUUUCUUUGUCACAGUUCACAAAAUGCAAUAUCUUUAUAUGAUGUCACUGUUUUCAAUAUGUAUCAUCUAUAUGUAUAUACAGUUUUCUUUUAAUAUGCGAAAGUAUUUGGUUGCAUGUAUACAGUGGAACAGCGCACAAGGAAAAUAAAAAAAAUGGAAACUUUACAUUUUUACUCUGGUGUUAUAUUACUGCAUGUUCUUUUAUCUGGUGUAACUCUGGGACCCGAAAUUCCUCAUGACCUUGUUCAGUCAUUUGGGGCGAAUUACUCUUCUUUAGUGAACUUGGUCAUUAAAUUUUCUACUCUGGAGUUAACAAGUGAACCUAGGCUUGUUCGAGCACCGUUUCAGUGAGUCACAGGAAAAGGAAAAUUGUGUUCGUAGCUCGCUACAUGUUAGGCCUUUACCUUAUCCUGCCAAUGCUGGUAGGGCAAGGUCCUAUGCUUGAGGUUUGAUGUGCCAUCGCUGCUUGCUCCCCACCACAUGUGUCCAGGACAAUGUUUGUCAGUAGUAUUUGGGGCACAUUUUAUAAGCCAGCACCAAAAAGAAGGUCCAAGACAGCCAAUGGAUGUGGCCAGAAGCUGAGAGCCCUGAGAAAAUUUUUGUCUUUGAGGGGGAAAAAAUCCACAUGCAGUGUGGUGGAAAUGGACUGUUUGAAAUUGUCCUUGA